Molecule: messenger RNA, 2850 nt
Organism: Myotis brandtii (Brandt's bat)
Lineage: Eukaryota; Metazoa; Chordata; Mammalia; Chiroptera; Vespertilionidae
Gene: LMTK3
Product: lemur tyrosine kinase 3
Exons: 15
Coding region: 92-2356 (754 amino acids)
Biological process (GO): protein phosphorylation
Molecular function (GO): ATP binding; protein kinase activity
Source: RefSeq, a predicted model, not a curated record
AAUCCCCACAAUGCUCUGCACCAUCCGGCUCCUUUGCCAAGAGGCCGCUGGUUGCAGUGCGUCAUGGGAGUUGUAGUCAAGACUGGCCCGGAUGGGAGGGGCAUGGAGUCGGGGGAACCAGGGGCUUGAAGUGGGGACGCCAGCCCAGCCCUGUGCGCCCACAGAUGGAUUCGCCCUGGGCCGGGCCCCUCUGGCUCCUCCCUACGCCGUGGUCCUCAUUUCCUGCUCCGGUCUGCUGGCCUUCAUCUUCCUCCUCCUCACCUGUCUGUGCUGCAAACGGGGCGAUGUCGGCUUUAAGGAGUUUGAGAACCCCGAAGGGGAGGAUUGCUCCGGGGAGUACACUCCCCCGGCCGAGGAGACCUCCUCCUCACAGUCGCUGCCUGAUGUCUACAUCCUCCCGCUGGCCGAGGUCUCCCUGCCGAUGCCUGCGCCGCAGCCUUCACAUUCAGACAUGACCACUCCCCUGGGCCUUAGCCGCCAGCACCUCAGCUACCUACAAGAGAUUGGGAGCGGCUGGUUUGGGAAGGUGAUCCUGGGAGAGGUGUUCUCAGACUACACGCCAGCCCAGGUGGUGGUGAAGGAGCUCCGGGCCAGCGCCGGGCCGCUGGAGCAGCGCAAGUUCAUCUCGGAGGCACAGCCCUACAGGAGCCUGCAGCACCCCAAUGUCCUGCAGUGCCUGGGCGUCUGCGUGGAGACCUUGCCUUUCCUGCUGAUCAUGGAGUUCUGUCAGCUGGGGGACCUGAAGCGCUACCUCCGGGCCCAGCGGCCCCCAGAGGGCCUGUCCCCUGAGCUCCCGUCCCUGGGGGUGACGCUGUGGGAGCUGUUCGAGUUUGGGGCGCAACCCUACCGCCACCUGUCCGAUGAGGAGGUCCUUGCCUUCGUGGUCCGCCAGCAGCAUGUCAAGCUGGCCCGGCCCAGGCUCAAGCUGCCCUACGGGGACUACUGGUACGACAUCCUGCAGUCCUCGCUGCCGGGGGCCCGGGAGAAGCCAACCUUCGUCGUUCAAGUGAGCACGGAGCAGCUGCUGAUGUCCCUGCGGGAGGACGUGACGCGGAACGUCCUGGGGGAGAAGGCGACAGCGGCCCGGGACUCGGGGCCCCGGAGAGCAGGGAGAGGCCCCGGGAGCCAGGAGAGAGCCCCGGGCCCGAGCGGGGACCCCACAGCCCCGGGCAGCGGGAAGAAAGCCUCAAGCCCGAACGAGGAGCCGAGCCUCCCCGUGAACGGGGUGACAGUGUUGGAGAACGGGGGGCAGGCAGCCCCAGGCAUCCAGGAGAAGGUGGCAGAGAAUGGGGGCCCGGAGUUCCCGGAGAGAGAAGAGACAGUGCUGGAGAAUGGGGAGCUGACGCCCCCAAGGAGGGAGGAGACGGUGCUGGAGAAUGGGGAGCUGAGGUCCCCGGAGAGAGAAGAGACAGUGUUGGUGAAUGGGGGGCCGACACCCCCAAAGAUGGAGGAGACGGUGUCAGAGAAUGGGGGCCCGAGACUCCCCAGGAACACCGAGAGGCUGCCAGAGACUGGGCCCUGGAGAGCCCCAGGGCCCUGGGAGAAGAAGCCCGAGAGUGGGGGGCCAGCCCCCACGAUAGGGGAGCCAGCCCCAGAGACGCUGCUGGCGAGAGCCCCCGCCCCCGGCACAGUGGCCUUGCCCCAGAACGGCGGGGAGACAGCCCCUGGCCCCCCUGGCCCAGCCCCCAGGAGCGUGGAGCUGGAACUGGGGACCAAGAGGAACAGCAGGGCCGGAGGAGACCCGGCACCCAGCGGAGACGGGGACCCCCCCAAGCCCGAGAGGAAGGGUCCCGAGAUGCCACGGCUGUUCUUGGACUUGGGACCCCCUCAGGGGAACAGCGAGCAGAUCAAAGCCAAGCUCUCCCGGCUCUCGCUGGCGCUGCCUGGAAUACCUGCAUCUGGGAGAGACCAGGGAGAAAGUGUUGAGAGGGGCGCGGGGGCCUGGGCUAUGGGGGCGGAGCCUCGUGCGUUUGGGGCGGGGCUUGCGCACCAGCCCAGGGUGAGGCUAAGGGGCUGGCUCGGGAUGGAUCUUACCCGCGAGGAGCGAGUCCUGGAGAGGCUGCGGGAGACGCCAACCAACGAGCUGAGCGUCCAGGGCCCCCCCGAGGGGGACACGGACCCGUCUACGCCGCCAGCGCCCCCGACGCCGUCUGAGGGUCUGACCUCGUCCUCCGCUCUCCCCCUGCACCCCCUUCCGCCAGGAGGCAGUUUCGAGUGGGCGGAGGAUUUCCCCCUCCUCCCCCCGCCAGGGCCCCCCCUGUGCUUCUCCCGCUUCUCCGUCUCGCCUGCGCUGGAGACCCCGGGGCCCCCCACCCGGGCCCCCGACGCCAGGCCCGCAGGCCCUGUGGAGAACUGACCCCCCAAAGACCCGAACCCCCUGUGCCCCCAGAAGAGGGGUUGAGAAUAGAAUCUUCUGUGGACGACGGAGCCACUGCCACCACCUCAGACACCGCCUCUGGGGAGGCCCCUGAGGCUGGGCCCUCCCCCUCCCCCACCAUGUGCCAAACGGGAGGCCCCGGCCCCCUGCCCCUCAGCCCCCCGGACGGCUCCCCCGAUCCCCCCGACCCCCUCGGUGCCAAAUGAGGCAGGAAGCCCCUCCCCCUCCCCGGAGAGCCACCUUCUUGGAACUGAACUGGACUUUUUCGGGCCCGGAGCCCCUGGGCACAGCGGAGGCCCCUCCUCACCCUCUCCCGCCUCAGACGGGGCCGCAGGCUUCGGGGGACCUGGACUCCCCCAUCUCGCGAUCCCCCUUCCCCGCCCCAGCCUGGCCCCUGGAGGGGCUUCUGGUUCAAACCUUCGCGUGGCAUUUUCACAUUAUUUAAAAAAGACAAAAACAACUUUUUGGAGGAA